Molecule: messenger RNA, 3402 nt
Organism: Rhopilema esculentum
Lineage: Eukaryota; Metazoa; Cnidaria; Scyphozoa; Rhizostomeae; Rhizostomatidae
Source: RefSeq, a predicted model, not a curated record
CUUUCCUUGGUUUUGAAAUUACGUUAGAUAAUUCUGGAGGUGUAAUUAUGAGGCAAACCAUACAAAAUCAGUUGAUCUUCAACGCAUCAUAUAGAUUCUAUGGCCGUAUUUAAAAGUAAGUGUUGAUAAACGACCUUUCCAUGGCCUAAUGUUAGGAAUAACUAAGAAGACUUACCACUUGCUUUCAACUUAAGUUAAAGUGAUAAAAGGUGCUCUGUUUAUAUUUGAGUGGGCUCAAGGUGUUUGAUCCCAGGAUUCCGAAUCCGAACGAGCAACUGAAUGACUGAGUUCUGUUUACAGAAUAAACAGUUUUUAAACAAAACCCAAGAUCCUUCUUAAGGAAAAAGGAUUCUGUUAAAAGGCGAAAGUUUCAAAUAGAGGCAUGUUUGAAUGAGUAGCCAUUUUUAGUAUAUUAUAAUCAAGUACCCAAAUCUUUCCACUUAAUCGUCAUUUAGUAUGCAAGCGAAAAAAUCUAACAUGACUUUUCAACUAUUAUCUGAAGUGAUGGAAAUCCGCUAACCGGGAGGGUACAGGUAUUCUCCGAUCAAUUUUCGCUUAAUAGGACAUACGGUGACCUAUUAUUUUGGAAACUUACGAAAGUGUUCCGUUCUUACUCUACAGUUCCGUUCCCUCAAAAAUUCAAAUUGUUUGGUCUCAGUGAGCAAGGCCAGAAUAACAGAAAUUCGUUAGCAAAUGCCAAAUCUUUCAGUGGCCAACUUUGAACAUGUUUCACUAAAUAUGCAUUUAAAGGAGUAUAUUUUACGUCUUUUAGACAAUAUAGGCCUUGAUAAAAUCAAGGACGUCAGGUACUCUAUUGUUAUAGCAACUUGUGAUUCGGAACUGCUUUGAAAUUUGUAUGAAUAAUGAAGCAUCAAUUUUGCUAGUUAACUUCAAAUUUUCAUCUAAGUUAACUUCCGUGACAAAGCAUACAUACGGGUCUGUGCAUCAUCAAUAACUAUUUGGAAAAUAACUGGGAAGACUGUAACAAUGUUACAAACGCUCAAUUUAUCAUGCCCGGAAGUCGUAAGAACACGUGAUUUCUCCCCGCUUUUUUUCUUAACAAACCAAUCAAAAUCUUGGAAAUCUCCAUUCGCAUUUUCGAGCGAAAUUGACGAAGGCAAAUAGAAGAAGUAAUGUCGUCAAAAAUGCAGUCGCCAGAAAUUUAUCAAACACAAACUGCUGCAACACCAGAUGACAACCGAACAGAAGGGCUAGACAUUUCUUUGCAAUUUUCAGAUGAAUUAUCUGAAGGAAGUAGCUUUGAACAAGCUGAUAUUCAACCUUUACAGCAGCGUUUCCAAUCCAUCAUAUCUGAUUCACCACUUUGCCGGGACCUAGAAGGACAGGCCGACAUACAAUGGACAGAAAGACUCAGUCUUCCUCUGAGUGAUUUCGAAAAGUACGACGACGAGCCACCCAGCUGUAGCGCCUUCGAGACAAUUGUUAGUGAAGAGAUCAGCGAAGACAUUCAGGAGCUAGAAGAAACUCGUGGUUUUUGUUUUCUGGAUGAUGGGUGCAGCACUACAUCAGAAAUUCAUCAACAGCAUGAUCAACAAGACUUUGUAGAACUCGAGGGACAAGGCUCAUUAGUGGACAAAGUGACUGGACGACAAGAUGAGUCAGCGUAUGACACUUGUCUUGAAUGGCCAACUAUUCAACAAGAGGCAUCAUCGCUCAACGAAUUGUCAGAUUUCAUAGCAGAUAGCUGCAGAUUAACAAAGGAAACUUCGGUUCUCCUUAAGAUGUUGGAAGACGCCAGUUCGUCUCCAACAGUCGUUGUUUGCGUCGCCAACGAAGAUAACUCGAAAAACGUCCUCAGUUCGGUGCAGCAUCAGCUGACAACAAGCAUCGGCAACCAGUCAUUAGCUGCACCAAGAGACACACAAACCCAGAAAGAGAGCCCAAGGACUUUGCUCAAAAGAUCAAGAGAAAUGUACAGUCAUGGUACAACAGACAAUGGGCUGAGGGGUGCAGGAGUACCAAACGAUACUUAUAGAUUGGUAGAAAACCCCUUGGCUCCUUAUUCAUCCAACGUUGAUUUCAAAAACAUGAUAGCUGAACAUGCAAAUAGUUUUUUUGAGAUGGAGUAUGAGGCUAAAAUGGAAAGACAAUUUAGAAGAAAGGAGAAGAAUCGUGAAUGUAGCAGAAAUUUUAGAUACAAACAAAGAAUAAAGGAGGAUUGUUUAAAGAGAGGGAAGCUAGAAAAAGAAGUUUGCCUGCGAAGCCUGCUGUAUGAAAGAGCGAGAUUGAAGAAUGCAUUGGAAGAGUUGGCGAAGAACUGUUCAUCUUGUUACAAGGCAAUGGAAUUCUUAUCUUCAUUUACUAAUACAUGUAAUAAAGAGAAUAUGUUGACGAAGUUGCAAGAACAAACGAAACAACAGCCAAAAGCUAAGUAAUUUCUGGCUUUGUUUAAAUGAACAAUAAUUCCUUUCUUUUUGUAUCUUAUUCAGCAAUGAUAUUAUGAUUUCUAGCAAAAAGAGCAGUAAACUUACUUUAGACUAGCUUUUCUUGUAUUCAGUUUUGUAUUAACAGUGUGAAUUGAUGAGUGAUGAAUUCUUGAAUAAAAGACAAUGUACCAGACAUGCUUCUGUUGCCUGUAGUUUAUUGCUUCUUAACUGUGAUACCUGAUGAUACCGACCGAUGAAUUAUUUCUGCAAUUACAUUUUUGUUGUUUUGUGCCUGGUGUUUUCAAUUAAUUUUCAAUAAUAUAUGAUAAAGACCCAAAAGCAAAGUGUGUAUUGCCCCAGUUUCUGUUUUUAAUGAAGAAGUGCUGAUGUAGCAAAGAAUUUGAACUUAAAGUUCGGAGAAGCAGGUUGAAGUGAUAAAUCAUGUCUGGAGCUAGAUUGAAUUUAAAAAUGUAUCUAGAAAUGGUUCAAAACGUUUCCCGUAAAUUAAACUGAAAGCAAGUUUUAACCGAAGCUGAUUUAAUCGUUUUAUAUCCAUUUCAGUGGAAACAAAUCCUUGCUAGCAACUUUUAAACGAUUUAUCGAAAACUUAUCUACUAAAAUUGGGGUUACUAAAAUAAGGCCUAGCAAUAAGUGACUUCUCCGAUUAUGUCAGGUCCACUGAUACUCUUUCAUCGGGGCAGUCUACAAAAGUUGCUUGGCUUUCAGUAAUAAGAGUUUUCUUUGGCUUUUAUCUCAUUUAUAUGUCAUUGAAUUAGACUGUUGGAAGGUUUUCCAUAUUGCGAAACUUAGCAGUACUGACUGUGACUUUUAAGGAGUUUUGAAGUUCUGGCGUUUUGAUAAGCGUGAUUUAAGGCAGCAAAAUGAUGCCGAUACUGAACACCAGCAAGUUCACAUAUUCACACUUCUACCAACUCAGAUUUUUCAUUAAGAUAGCCUUGGCAUAAUUUAUUACUUGGAAAGUUUCUUAUUUAAGAGCAGGCCAGCUAUUGUGCUU